Bombus pyrosoma is the source of this 10220-nucleotide messenger RNA. RefSeq names its product protein argonaute-2 (gene AGO1). The transcript is spliced from 14 exons. Lineage: Eukaryota; Metazoa; Arthropoda; Insecta; Hymenoptera; Apidae. The coding region runs from base 1061 to 3847 and encodes 928 amino acids. The record is from RefSeq and is a predicted model, not a curated record. Gene Ontology annotation, molecular function: protein binding; RNA binding.
AUAACUAGUUGAUAGUUAAAAAAUUCUGUAUUUAUAUAAUAUGUCGUAUUAAAUCAAAGAUAAAAAGGAUUUAACAUUAAAUCCUUAUUGCAUAGACUGUUAUUAUAUAUAAUACUAUAUACAGUUUAAUUAUAUGUAACAAGCAAAUAGAUUUAAAUGCCAUCAUAUGUACAUCAUUGUUUGUAAACAAGUCCAUGAGACAAUGAUACCUCAUUCUAUUUACUUGUUACAAUCCUGACCACAUGAGCAUUCGCAAUAACUGGUGAAUCGAACAAGUAGUGGGGUCUUUCUCGCGGAUGUUGAUUACUGUUUCGGUGAGUGUUGCCGAAAGUUUCCCGGUAAAUUAAUGAAAAACAUACGGCGUUCCUUAUGCAUAAAAUAUAAAAGUGCAUUGAAAUACUUUAUAACAAAGAUUACCGUACAUCAGUAUCGGUGUCAUUGUAAAAUAAGUGCGAGCAUUACAAUAAAAUACUAUUGUUUUAUGUCUCUACUAACAUAACAGAAAUGAAGAGAGUGUAGAGUGUAUGCGAGUGCAUUCAACAUACUCACACAAUCGGUAUAUUCGACAUGUUCGUGUACAAUGGCAACCUUGACACUUGGUGAUCGUUUUUGGCGGCUUCGUUCCGUUCUUACUGAAAUCGUGUUUGGUAGGAUCGCGUCGUGAGUGAAAGCGGCGGUGGCCAUUCUGUAAAAUCUUGCAGAGUUUGGCAGUAUCGAAUCAGUAAAAUAUUUCGCGCUUCGUAUUAACGAUAUUCCGUUAUUGUGUUUGUUUUCGUGAUUGCAAUUUCGUUCGCUUUAUAAUUCUCGUGUAAACUUUUGUUCUAUAAAGAAAUAUAUCAUAUAACAAACCACACCAAACAUUUUGUGCCUACAUUGGAAAUUGAGAAAAAUAAACAAUUAAGAUGUGUCUUUUAUAGUGCUAUAUAUAAAACUGUUACACAGUGCAUAGACACUACCGUGAAGUUUCUAUAUAAAAAAAUAAUGUUUAUGUGAAUUCGAUAACAGUGUUUAUCUAUUCCGCAUAUUAUAAAUUGAAUACUACUUCUAUAAAACAGGAAAAAUGGCACAAAUGAAACAACAACUACCACUUCAAAUGCCAGAUUUAAGUAGUCUUCGCAUAACUACAGCUGUUUCCAUGCUUGGUAAAGCAUAUGGAUGUGGACAGUGUAGUGCUCCUCCACCUGGACCCACAACAAGUUCUUCUGUUGGUGCAUCUGGAGCAACUGGCAGUAGUGUUGUAGCUCCAGGUUCUUUAGGACUUGUUUCCACACAACAAACACACACUCCUCCUCAACCUCCUGAACUGCCAAUGUUUUCAUGUCCUCGAAGACCAAACAUAGGACGUGAAGGCAGACAAAUUACCUUAAGAGCUAAUCACUUCCAAAUAACAAUGCCACGUGGUUACGUGCACCAUUAUGAUAUUAAUAUCCAACCUGAUAAAUGUCCUCGUAAAGUUAAUAGGGAAAUAAUAGAAACAAUGGUUCAUGCAUAUAGUAAAAUAUUUGGAACUCUUAAACCCGUAUUCGAUGGCAGGAAUAAUUUAUAUACAAGGGACCCCUUGCCUAUCGGUACUGACAAAAUAGAAUUAGAAGUAACACUGCCUGGUGAAGGUAAAGAUAGAGUUUUUAGAGUGGUGAUAAAGUGGCUGGCUCAAGUUUCACUGUUUGCUUUAGAAGAAGCUUUAGAAGGACGUACAAGACAAAUCCCAUAUGACGCUAUACUUGCUUUAGAUGUUGUAAUGAGGCAUUUACCAUCUAUGACAUAUACUCCAGUAGGUAGAUCAUUCUUUAGUACACCAGAUGGAUAUUACCAUCCAUUAGGUGGUGGUAGAGAAGUUUGGUUUGGUUUUCAUCAAUCUGUUAGGCCAUCCCAAUGGAAAAUGAUGCUAAACAUUGAUGUUUCUGCAACUGCAUUUUAUAAAGCACAACCUGUCAUAGAAUUUAUGUGUGAAGUAUUAGACAUUCGAGACAUAGGUGAUCAAAAGAGACCCUUAACAGAUUCUCAACGAGUUAAAUUUACCAAAGAAAUUAAAGGACUUAAAAUUGAAAUCACACACUGUGGGACAAUGAGGCGAAAAUAUAGAGUGUGUAAUGUUACGCGUAAACCUGCUCAAAUGCAAUCAUUCCCAUUACAAUUAGAAAAUGGACAAACAGUCGAGUGCACAGUUGCAAAAUAUUUCUUAGACAAAUAUAAAAUGAAACUGCGACACCCAUAUCUUCCAUGCCUUCAAGUUGGACAAGAACAUAAACAUACAUAUUUGCCACUUGAGGUCUGCAAUAUUGUUGCUGGGCAACGUUGUAUCAAGAAAUUGACUGAUAUGCAGACCUCUACUAUGAUAAAAGCUACAGCCCGGUCUGCUCCAGAUCGUGAACGAGAAAUAAAUAACUUAGUUAGAAGAGCUGACUUUAAUAAUGAUUCAUAUGUUCAAGAGUUUGGUCUGACAAUAUCAAACAAUAUGAUGGAAGUUAGGGGUCGUGUUUUGCCUCCACCCAAGCUACAGUAUGGAGGGCGCGUAAGUUCCCUCAGUGGACAGACGAAGCAGCAGGCUAUACCUAAUGGUGGUGUUUGGGAUAUGCGAGGCAAGCAAUUUUUCACAGGUGUGGAAAUUAGAGUUUGGGCAAUUGCUUGUUUCGCUCCACAAAGAACUGUACGCGAUGAUGCAAUACGUAAUUUUAUAGCACAAUUACAAAGAAUAAGCAAUGAUGCUGGGAUGCCAAUUAUUGGGCAACCAUGUUUUUGUAAAUAUGCUACUGGGCCAGAUCAAGUAGAGCCCAUGUUUAGAUAUCUAAAAGCGACAUUUUCAUCAUUACAACUUGUUUGUGUUAUAUUACCUGGAAAAACACCUGUAUAUGCUGAAGUCAAAAGAGUAGGAGAUACAUUAUUGGGUAUGGCAACGCAGUGUGUACAAGCAAAAAAUGUUAAUAAAACGUCACCACAGACGUUGUCGAAUUUAUGUUUGAAAAUCAACGUAAAAUUAGGUGGUAUUAAUAGUAUUCUAGUACCCACUAUCAGACCAAAAGUGUUUGAUGAACCUGUUAUAUUUUUUGGAGCUGAUGUGACUCAUCCUCCUGCUGGAGAUAAUAAAAAGCCUAGCAUAGCGGCAGUAGUUGCUAGUAUGGAUGCUCAUCCAUCUCGGUAUGCAGCUACUGUUAGAGUUCAACAACAUAGACAAGAAAUUAUUCAGGAACUUAGUUCAAUGGUGAGGGAACUCCUUCUUAUGUUCUAUAAAAGUACUGGUGGAUAUAAACCACUUAGGAUAAUUCUUUAUCGCGAUGGUGUCUCAGAAGGUCAAUUUCUUCAUGUUUUACAACACGAGUUAACUGCCAUUCGAGAAGCUUGUAUUAAACUUGAAGCUGAGUAUAGACCUGGAAUAACAUUUGUUGUAGUUCAGAAGAGACAUCACACUCGCCUAUUUUGUUCGGAAAAAAGAGAUCAAAGUGGUAAAAGCGGGAAUAUACCAGCCGGUACAACAGUGGAUGUCUGUAUAACGCAUCCAACUGAAUUUGACUUCUAUUUAUGUAGUCACCAAGGCAUCCAGGGCACGUCUCGACCAUCACAUUAUCACGUUUUAUGGGAUGAUAACCGUUUUGAAAGUGAUGAAUUACAAUCUCUAACGUAUCAAUUAUGUCACACGUAUGUCAGAUGUACGAGAUCCGUUAGUAUACCUGCACCAGCAUAUUAUGCUCAUCUCGUAGCAUUCCGAGCCAGAUAUCAUUUGGUAGAAAAAGAGCAUGAUAGUGGAGAAGGAUCUCAUCAAUCUGGCUGUAGUGAAGACCGGACACCAGGUGCAAUGGCAAGAGCUAUCACAGUUCAUGCAAACACAAAACGGGUUAUGUACUUUGCAUAAUUCUUCUUUGAAUUUUUCUUAGACACAUAAGCAAAAUAGUAAAAAUAAUAAAAAUAAUACCAUAAAAUGAUAAUGAUCAUCAUAUCUUGCACGUUGAUAUUUUUAGACUGCUUGAAAUGCUAGACAAUCUUCUUGAGUGGUCAACUUUUUUGCUUACUUUUAUAAUCAAAUAAAUCUGUCUAAUACCUAAAAAUAUGUCUAACAAUUUUAUAUUAAGCUUCUUUUUUUUCUUUUUUUUUUUAUUUAAUAUAUUGUGGACUAGGUUUUGGACAGAUUUUUUUAACACGUUAGGAAGUAGGUAUUAAACGAGGUGCUUUUAGUUAAUCAUGUUUUAGAUUGAUGCAGCUUGACUGUCGGAUCGUUUCGCGAUAAAAACCACGUGAAUGAAUAAUUUAAGAAUCCGUGCUGCCGUGGAUAUUACGCUUAUUUCUUUCUUUUUUUUUUCUUUUUAGUGGUUGAAUUUCCUCUAGCAUUUGUAUGAUGCAAAAAGAUCAUAUUACAACAUAAAUUCACGAUUGUAUAAAUCGCUUCUGCAAGACUGUUAUCUUGUUGUUUAUAUAUAGUUGUCAUUUGUAUCAGUCAUUUUUUGUAAAAAGGAAAAACAAGAAAGAUGUGGACUUUCAAGUCCCACGACGAUAAAAUAUUGGCAUGUAAAAUCUAUUUUGCUUCAGCAUAUUCGUUAUUAUGCGUAUGAGACUAUGUUCUUUACAAAUAACAUAUUUAUCAUAUCUAUGAUAUUUAUCAUAAGCAUUAAAAAAUUUGGCCACGUCAAGCAAUGAUUUGUCAAUGGGGAAAUACAAAUAAAUAAAAUUGUAAAUGUUAAUUAUGAAGGUCUCCAAGUGAAUGGCCAAAAUAUGUUAAGAAUCUUUAAUAAAAUCCAAAGUUGUGGCAGGUUGAUAAAACAUAAUGUUAUGUAAUAUGUUUAGUCUCAUAAAGAACAUCGUGCCACAUUUGCUAAAUGAUAUCUUUUGUAUGACUUAAACUUGAAUGAAACUAAAUCUAAUGUCAUUUUUGGGAUUGUUUAGAAUAUGUAAAAGAUUGACCUAUAUACAAACACAGAUCAAGAAUUUCUCAUGUGACUAAGAAAAACUUCAAAUGAAUGAUAUGUAAUUAAGAGUUGUUCUUCAUAAUAAUAAGUAGAAUGAAAUAUGGUUUGAUCAUUGAAUUAUAAUUAUGUAAAAGAAUAGUAUGUUACACAUACAAACAAUUUAAAGUUAUCAACCGAAAAUACAGAGACGUAUAUUUCAUUCUUCUUUUUUUUUAGUUGCACGGACAUUAUUCUUUGUAUAUGGAACGAGAAUUAUUGCGUAGCUUGAACUGUGGUAGUACUUUAUUCAUAUCGACGAAGGUAAAUGAAUACCUUCUAUCUGUAUGUUUGAAAUAUGAAACAUCUCUUCAAGCAAGGCAAGUACUUUUAAAUGAAAUCUAUAUGGCAUUAGAUCCUGGUUGAUGAUGAUUCUCUAUUGAUACAGAAAAUGACUUGAUUAAAAAUAGAGUAAGGUAAUUUAAUAAACGCAGAGUUAUUCAAAAUAUAACAUGAAAUUAUUAGGAUAAGCUUUAUUUUAUUUAUCGUGUAAUGCGAGUUUUAAGGUCCUCAAGUUUUUAUUUCAAAAAAUGCAUCAUUCAUGAUUCAUAUGCAAAUGGAACUACGUAAAUGGAACAAUAAUCUUAAUGGAAACAAUAAUUGUGUUAAGAGCCUUGCAAGUAACUACAAUGUAGAGGCAAUAGAUAGGAUAAUGAAGUGUAUAAGUAUGUAUUGACGUGCCCCACAAAUCGUUUAUUAUAUACCGUUAGAAUCAUUAAUACACUAGUAAAAUUUUUGAUAAUUUUCGUUGUUUUAAAUAUAACACAGGUAAUUCUUUAAAAUGAUAAUUUAAUUUUAUUUAACACAGAGCAGUAUUAAUAAUAUUUAAACAUCAUAUCAUUACACGAUGAAGCAAAUUAUAAAAUUGUGAAACUUGUUAAAGGUUUUUAGCAAAUAUCCGUGAUAGAGUUCUACAAAUUUUAUUUAAUGUAGGAGCCAAUUUAUAAAUAGACAAUAAGUGCAAAAAUUCUACUCUAACGUUUGGUAUUUUAAUAGAGAUCCCAAAACAUAGCAGGAAAGAAAUCAUUCCGAAAAUAUUAAUCAGUGGAAUUGCAAUUUGGAUAAUAGAGUAGAUUAGCACCUGAAAUUUGUAGAACUUUGUGCAUUAAUGAUUCUAAUUUUAGAUUUACAAGCGACAGAAUGUUAAUAUUAUCUCGGAAAGUAUGAAAAGGACCUUAAUCUAUCAAUAAUAUUUAUUCUAAUUAUAAAUUUAAGUCUAUACCGUAGGUUAUCACUUGUAAUCAUAAUGUUUAAUGCCUAGUUUCUGACUUUAUGACAGAUUAGGCAACUUGUUAAAUAUGAUUUAAUUAUGAGUAAAGGUCUGAAUAUAAUCUUUGAAGGUUCACAACGAUAGUUCAGUGGUUGAAUCAGUUCCAAGCAAUUAAAGGCAGCAGAUAAACAGAAGCAAAUAAUAAAAUCAGUAUAGAAAGUAAAAGAGAAGUUGCGAGUUCUGACUAAUGGAAAGAAAAUAAAUUUAUUAUUAUCACGGGUGUGAAAAUACCAAAAUGUAGGACAUGAAAAGCUUAAAUAUUAAUGAAUUACGAAUCGAUUUGAAUCGUAACAAAGCCAUAUGGAUCUAGAUUACAUUUAAGUCAAUUUAAGUGCUGCAAAAUGCUGCAGUGUAAAUAUAAUCGGUGCGCAAGUAAAUACCAAAAUUGACAUCGAUGAAGUAAAAGAUCAAAAGUAAAGCAUUCAUCAAUUAUGUAGUUGAAAGUAAAGUAUUCGUCAUUUUAUUAUUCACAUUUCGUAUCUCGAUCAAAGCAAUCCUUUCUAACGAGAUUCUUUUCUUAUGGGCUUGCGCUGACAUUUGAUAUUUUCCUGCGCCCGAUCAAGAACUAGCCUCCAUUUGUAAAUAUACCUCAGUAAUUUAUCCAUACAUCACUAUCCAUUUAGUAAAUAAUGCUCGGUGGGCGACGGGUGGAACGUUAAGGACGAUUUUUGUAAUUUUUAUUUUAACAAGAUGAAUUCAGAUAUUAGUUAUACAUUGUUUAUCGAUCUUUUAAAUCUGAUAUAAAAAAUAAUGUUACAUUAAAAUAAAUAAUAUGUCGAUCAAAUUCAAUUUUGAUAACGUACAUAAAUUUACGCAGUGUGUUGUAAACUUGCACUUAGAAGAAAUCACGAGACAAUUUAGAAAAGACAGACAGGUUUAUUAAAUGAUCUUUACUUAGUAUAUAAUAAAAUAACCGAGUCUAUUCACAAAACAAGAAUUUACUUCCUAUCACGAGUCCCAAACAUUUUAAGAUAAGGCAAAUAAUUUAUAUUUAUAUACCUACAAUAUAUAUAUAUGUGCACAUAUAUAUAUAUAUAUGCGUAUAUAUGUAUAUACAUCUACGUAUACAUAUAUAUAUGCAUAUGUGAAGAUUAAAUGUACCGCAUUUGUUAACAAAUGCCAUGUGCAAAGAAUAGAUAUGAAUUAUACGACAACACCAGGAGUAAGAUGACGAUAAAUAUCCUUGUAUUUCGAAGAGCUUUACAGGUUACAUCGUAAUCAAUUGUAUUUGCAAGUGAUCGAUUUUCGUGAUCUAUUAUCAUGACUUUCGUGAUUUCGUACAUAUAAUUAAUAAGCUGUAUCGUCUUUAAAAAAGAUAUGUCUUUAUCUUGUUCUCAAAAGAUCAUCAUAAUCGUCAGUGUUUUUAAGUGGCGUUCAACGAUAAACUUAAUAACAAUUAAGCAAGUUCGAUUUCGAUAAAUUAUGAAUUAUUGAUACCAUUGAAUGUUUAUCAAAUCAUUUUACAGUAUAAAUAUUAAUUCGUUAUCGAUCCCACUGUAUCAUUGUCUCUGCACAAAAUCAUGUAGGUAAAUUGUGAUUCUUUCUUUUAGCCUUUGUAACUCGCAAAGCGCCACCAAAGACCUUGACGUCGUAAUAUUAUGAUUUUCAACAAAUAUUACUUAGGCUUACGAUAAAGGGAAAAAUUGUAUUAACAAGAUUAGUACGAUGUUAAACGGAUAUUGGUUAACUUCCAGGAAAUGCAAAUAAUUCAACUUGCAAUACGGUCUUAAGGAAAUAAAAAUUAGGGUAUAUAGUGACGAGCAGAGAUAUUAGUACGGGCAAUACAUGACUGUGUAUAAAUAAUGAAAAGCUAUUAUCUCGUUUUUAGAACGUUUCUAAAUUGGAUAUUUUACCAACUUCUUAUUUUACUUGAAUGUCUUGAGUAAUCGUACGGCUAUUAAAAACAAUAGAAUAUACAUUGGCAUAACUAUUUGCAUCGAAGCAAGAAUGUAUAUUAGCACUUUUAUGGUUUUACAUCGUAAAUUGUUAAAUUAGUUUGCUUUUAUAUUUUGUAUUAUAUAUGUAACUUUUUUUAUUAUUUCUUAAACCGUCAAACAUCGGAUGUAUUUUAUAAAUAAUUAUCUACCCUACUACAUGUAUUAUAAGAUCUUGAACUAUAAGUUCUUGAAACUACAUGUCAUUUUUCUAAACGUCGUUGUACUAUUGUCUUAGUCUUUUUCUCUAAUUUGAAUCAAAGAUAGUUUAGAGAUAGUGGUAGAUGUUUAGAUUCGUAACGUUGAAAAUAAGAAUUCUCUUUUAAAUCUCAUUCCUUUAUGUUUUUAUAUACGAUAUAUUUCCAAUAUAGACAGUCCAAGGAGUGGUCUGUUCAUCGCUAUAUACUUACAUAAAGAAAGAAACAAGAGAAUCGAUAGCUUCGUACAAUACACAAAGAAGUUGUACAAUAUUUUUUCAAUACUUUUUGUUUGCUUUUCCUACGAGGUUCCAACCACUAGCCGUUGUCCUUUUCUUUGUGAAAAUGUUAAAACUUUAUCAUAGCAUAAGUUUACUUCGCUUAAGCACUAAAAAAACAUACAUGUGUGAAGGUGCUUAGGGGUAUAAGUGACAAAAAAAUAUUAGCUUUAAGAAUGUCAGCACCCCGAACAAAUUCAGUGAUGGCGUUCCCAAUGAAUUUUAUGAUUCGUCAUAAUAUAGUAUCGUAGUUUUAGGGUUGUCUAAUUAAAUCCGUUUUAAAAUGCGAAUACGAGUAUCGCAUGAAUAACCAUAUUGAAAUAAGGGGGUAACCGAAUAACAAUGAUGAUUAAUGACAAUGAUAAUAAUUAGCCGACUGUAAAAAUAACGCUUUAUAGGCUAAGCUAACUUGUAUAAUUUCUUGUUGAGCGUGCUCUGAUUUCUUGUCUACACGCGCUUCUUCAUCAGUGAUCUCAGAGGAUGUUUGCGCACCUUCUAUUAUGUUGCUAUGUAUUUAAGCACGAGCUCUCUUUAACCCUUUCGUACCAGUGAGCUCGAGCACCUUAAUUAUUGUAAGGAAAGGUUUAUGCAAAUUUGUGAUUUCAAAGUAAUGUAAAUUGCGAUUAAAUACGUUUGCCGUUUGUAGGAAGCCUCUCGGACGACUUUAAUUCUAUCGUUACAAGAAUACCGAUAGUUUGUAAAUUCCUUUAAUUGCAUCAGCGAUCAAUGUUUCAUAUCCACGCUUAAUAUUAUCGUCGAUCGUAUCGAUGGAAAACUGAUUUCUGGAAAUUUCAUGAGAUUUGUUAAUUUUUUAACUUCAAUGAAAGUUAAUUCAACCAUUUUAAUUAAAAGCACGUUUAGUUAACAAAUUUCCUCUUACGAAUUUCAAUUAUAGAAAAAGGAUUGUUCUUUUUUGAUGAUAUUUCAAAAAAUCGAUACUUACGUAUCAUAUUGACAAUUUACAAACAUUUGCACAUUCACAUAAACAUAUAACAAGUACAAGAGUUUCUUUUGAAACCUAAAAGCUUUAUUUUCUGCAAGCUUUAUAUAUAAUGUGAUCUAUCGACUAAAAUGAAAAUAGCAUUUAUUAUCGUGUAAAUCCAGUCUAGUGAUUUGUUGUAAUAUUCGAUGAACAUCUUAUACAUAUAAUUUUCGAUGAAGAACUGAACUAAUUUUGUAAGUUGACCAGAAGCAGCGUCUUUAAUCAGCGGGUGAAAAAUUGUGCGAGCAGACAUUAAAAUUACGAAUGAAUAAAUCGGAAGAGUGUAAAAGUAGCGACGUCGAGCGCACCUAAACUACAAUUGUCUUUCUCGAAGGGUGUCGUCGACGAUUAAACAAUGUAAAUAGAAGAAAUGAAUAGAUGGUAAAGGCGACGCGAUGGUCGGAUAGAACUUUGAAUCGUCAAAGUCCAUGAUAGAUGCCAAUUGUAGCGAAGACGUGACAUCGACCACUUAUUUUCGAAGUUUUUAUUUAAAAUUUUUAUCAGCUAACAUUUCGUUUUAGUUUUUAAUAUUUUUUUUUUUUUUUUUAAAUAUUGAGAGUGUGAAAGCGAGGGAAACGUUCGAAUACUAUUGUACCUGUUGGAUUUUGAAAAAGAAAAAAAAAAAAGA